This is a messenger RNA of Budorcas taxicolor (takin), 714 nucleotides long. It is a transcript of the gene NAT8, whose product is annotated as N-acetyltransferase 8 (putative). Lineage: Eukaryota; Metazoa; Chordata; Mammalia; Artiodactyla; Bovidae. The transcript has a single exon. The record is from RefSeq and is a predicted model, not a curated record. Gene Ontology annotation, molecular function: N-acetyltransferase activity.
AUGGCUCCUUAUCACAUCCGCAAAUACCAAGAAAAUGACCGCAAAUGGGUCACAGACUUGUUCUCUGAGGCGAUGGCCGAGCACAUUCCUACCACCUUCUGCCACAUCCCGAAGCUGCCCCAAACCCUUGUGCUCUUGCUUGGGGGACCCCUCGCCCUAAUCCUAGUCUCUGGCUCCUGGGUCCUGGCCUUCGUGUCCAGCCUCGCCCUCCUUGCUGCCCUGAGGUUCCUUGCUGAAUACCCCUGGAAGCAGUUUGUAGUCAUGUCUUUGCACACAGACAUGUCUGACAUCACUAAAUCUUACCUCAGUGAGAGCGGCUCCUGCUUCUGGGUGGCUGAGUCGAAGGGGCAGGUGGUGGGCAUAGUGGGAGCACUACCUGUUAAGAAGCCCACCCUGCAAAAGAUGCAAUUGGAGCUGCUUCACCUAUGUGUGACCCCUGAGCACCGAGGUCAAGGGAUAGCCAAAGCCCUGGUCAGGACUGUGCUCACGUUUGCACGAGACCAGGGCUAUGGUGAAGUGGUCCUCACCACCAGCAUACUGUAGCACUCUGCCGUGGCCCUUUACCAGCGCCUUGGCUUCCAGAAGACAAGCCAGUUUUUCUUAUUCACAAGCUGGAGGCUAAUUUCUUUCUCUCAAAUUCAAUUCACCUACUGCCUCCCCUCUGCUCAGGUCUCUCAGGCACUGGAGCAGGGAGGGGGCCUGCGAUCUGUUUAG